Anthonomus grandis grandis is the source of this 1496-nucleotide messenger RNA. RefSeq names its product dnaJ protein homolog 1-like. The record is from RefSeq and is a predicted model, not a curated record. Gene Ontology annotation, molecular function: protein-folding chaperone binding. Bases 154 to 1233 code for a protein of 359 amino acids. Lineage: Eukaryota; Metazoa; Arthropoda; Insecta; Coleoptera; Curculionidae. Gene Ontology annotation, biological process: negative regulation of transcription by RNA polymerase II. The transcript has a single exon. Gene Ontology annotation, cellular component: cytosol.
ACAGCUUGUCACAUCCUCCAUUAUUCUACGAAAAGAUUUCGAGCAGAUUGCAUUUUCAGUGCGUUUUUUUUACGUGUUUUAUAUAAGUGCUUAAGCUUUUAUAAGCGUUUAUUAGCUAGUAAACAUUAGUGUGUGCAUAUUAUUAACAAAAAAAUGGGAAAAGAUUACUAUAAAAUCUUGAAUAUCGCGAAAGGUGCGAGCGAUGACGACAUCAAAAAAGCUUAUAGAAAACUGGCUUUAAAAUACCAUCCAGACAAAAAUAAGGCUGCUGGGGCCGAAGAGAAGUUCAAAGAAGUCGCAGAGGCCUACGAAGUUCUAUCGGACAAAAAGAAACGCGACAUUUACGAUCAGUAUGGUGAGGAGGGUCUCAAGGGUGGAAUUCCAGCUGGAGGUGCAGGUGGAGGUGGAGCUGGCGGAGCCAAUCCCAACUUCACUUACACAUAUCAUGGAGACCCUAGGGCUACUUUUGCACAGUUCUUUGGCAAUUCUUCACCAUUCUCUGCCUUCUUUGACUUUGGUAAUGGCGGAGGAGGUGGUAAUAUGUUCAUGAAUGAUGAUGAGAUGGAUACAGAUGCUGGAGAUCCAUUUGGAUCCAGAGGAGGACCCAGGGCAGGCCCCGGAGGAGGAGCCUUUAGAAGCCAGUCAUUCAAUUUCCAACAGCCAAACUCCAGGAAUAAAGACAGAGUACAAGAUCCCCCUAUAGAAUAUGACUUAUAUGUCAGCCUAGAGGACAUCAUGAAAGGCUGCACGAAGAAGAUGAAGAUCAGCAGAAAGGUGUUGCAACCUGAUGGUUCUAUUAAGAAGGAAGAUAAAGUUUUGUCAAUUAAUGUGAAACCAGGAUGGAAAGCUGGAACAAAAAUCACUUUCCAACAAGAGGGAGAUCAAGGAAGAGGCAAAAUACCUGCCGAUAUUGUAUUUAUCAUUAGAGACAAACCACAUGCUCUGUUUAAACGAGAAGGAAGUGACAUCAAAUACACUGCUAAGGUCACACUCAAACAGGCCUUGUGUGGAUGUACUAUAGAAGUUCCUACCAUGGGCCCAAAGAAGCUUUCCCUAAACUAUUCCAGUGAAAUCAUCAAGCCUAAUACCAUCAAGAGGAUCCAAGGAUAUGGCUUACCACUACCAAAAGAACCAUCACGAAAAGGGGAUCUUAUUGUCAACUUUGACAUUAAAUUCCCAGACACCUUAUCACAGUCUGUCAAAGAUAUUUUGUAUGAUACAUUGCCUAAUUAAGUAUAAUGUUAUGUGACUUGUAAAUUUUGUAUGUUUUAAUACAAUUUGAGUGUAAGGGGAUGUACUUUGCUUGCUUUUGUUAUUAUUUAAAACUGUGUUAUUUAAGUUUAUUUUAUAGGAAUUAUGAGAAACCAGAUGUAUGUAAAAAUAUGUUGAAAUAGCAUGUUUGUAAAUAUAUAUUCUGUAAAACUUCUCUUGUAUUUGAAAUGUUUGUAUGGUUUUAAGAUUUAAGCUUAUUUAAUAAAUAUUGUCUUUCAAGUUUA